AUGAUUAUCACAUUAUUUAUCUUUUUUAUCAUUUUUGCCAUUUUGGGCUUACUAGCAAUUUGGCUUCUUUGUGCUUAUUAUCGAAGAAAAUCAAGGAAAAGAAUGGAAAAGGAAUUACAGCAUCGUCGAGAAGAUAAAAAUCAGUUAAAACUUGAUAUGUUUCGAAAAAAGCAACUUGAUAUACAAAUGAUGACAGCAAUAAGAGAUACCAAAAUUGGCUCAAAAGAACAUCCAUCAUUUCGCUCCAGAGAAUUAAUGAAUUCUCAAAUGUCAUUUAUGCCAUAUGCUCAAUUGCAAAAGCUUAAACAAUAUCCAAGUCAUUUACCUCCUCAGUCAAUCCCAUCAACCUUACAAACUACAGCAAUUGAUAAAACUGCAAAGGAAAUUGAAGAUUUACAACUUUUACCCGCUUUCACAGCAAAAACACCGUCUCAAAAAACAGAAAAAGAUAAACAGCUCUCAACUGAGAAAGAUUCUCAAGCAACUGGUGAAAGUAAAGUGAAAGAUGAUGAAAAGCCUCAAUUUCAAGAACAUGAGACUGACGUUUCAAACGAAAAUCAAUUAGAUAAAUGGAAAAAAAAGAAAUAUAAAAAACGGAAAUCCGAAACAGAGCCGGAACGAUAUCAUCAUCAAAUUCAACCGGAUCAUGUUCAUGAAUGGAUUAGUCGUGUUGCUCGCUCAACAAGUCCAGUUCCAUAUUUUUCACCAAACAAGCGAGUUCUCCUCAUUCCUGAACUAUCCGCAGAAAAUUUGGAUGAUACAAAUGAUGAAGAAAGUGAUACGGAAAAUAAAAGUUCAUUGGAUGAAACUGGAACAAAUAUAUCGGAAAAAUUAUCAAAUUCUCUAUCACAUCCUAAUACAAUGAUGGAAACUGACGUAGAAAUAUCAACCGAGACGAAUGAAAAAAGUACGCCAAUGACGCCAACGCCAAUUUCUGCUUCAGUUAAUGCACCACCAAGUAGCACAUUUUUAGAUGAUCAAUCGUACUGGAAAAGAGAAAACAAACAAAGAAAGUAUUUGAAAACGGGAAAUGAAUCAAAAAUAAUAAAUGAUGGAGAUAAUAUAAGUAAAAAGCCAACAGAAAAAAUAUUAUGGAAAGCACCGGAUAAACGAGCUGAAGCAAGGUUUAAUCGAACUCUUGAAAAUCCAUGGUAA
Molecule: messenger RNA, 1155 nt
Organism: Brugia pahangi
Lineage: Eukaryota; Metazoa; Nematoda; Chromadorea; Rhabditida; Onchocercidae
Source: the annotation of a GenBank genome assembly